Molecule: messenger RNA, 880 nt
Organism: Mauremys mutica (yellowpond turtle)
Lineage: Eukaryota; Metazoa; Chordata; Testudines; Geoemydidae
Product: membrane-spanning 4-domains subfamily A member 8-like
Biological process (GO): cell surface receptor signaling pathway
Cellular component (GO): plasma membrane
Source: RefSeq, a predicted model, not a curated record
UUUGCAUGAGCCUGUGAGAAUUUCCUGGUGGGGCUUGGAGUCACCCAAAGCUGGACGGAGGAGAGCUGCUACGGUGAUAGACAUCUUUGCCAUCAUGGCAGCACCAGGAAGCACGGCCAAUGGGGUGCUUGUGUUCAUACCCCCAAACAGCGCUGGCGUCAUCCACCAAGGCCAGGGGGUCUCUGGUGCCAUUUCCCAGACUCCUGAGAUGGUGCAAUGUGGGCCCCAGCAGUUCAGGGUCAUGAACCCUGCAAACCAACCUCUUGGGUCAGUGUACCCCAGGAGUCCUGCUGAACAGGUCGUGCAGCUGAGGCAAAUGGGGAUGAUGGAGAGAUUCCUCAAAUCACAGUCUAAGACCAUGGGGGCCAUCCAGAUCCUGAUUGGGCUGAUGCACAUUGGCUUUGGGGGUAUCUCUGGAGCUUUCUUCGGACCCUAUGCUCCCAUCUCUUUUAUAGGAGGAUAUCCGUUCUGGGGAGGACUUUCUUUCGUCAUUUCUGGAUCCCUCUCAGUUGCAGCUGAGAAUCAUCAAAAUACCUGUCCGGUGAAAGGCAGCCUGGGAAUGAACAUCACUAGCGCCAUCUUCUCAGCCAUUGGGAUCAUUCUCUUGCUAGCGGAGCUGAUUAUUAAUGCAAGUUACAGCUAUUUUGGGUUGGCUGCCGCGAAGGGGAUCGCAGUCUUGCUGUUCUUGUUCACCAUCCUGGAGUUCUCCAUCACUGUCUCAACCUCGUACUUUGCGUGCCUAGCCAUCUGCUAUACCCCUAACACUGCCAUGCUGUUCAGGCCAUAUGUUGCCAAUGCAAACCUUGGGGUUCCUUCUGCACAAAUGGCCUCUCCAGCACCUCCUACAAGUGGAUUAGACCCCAAAGAUGAGACUGAGUAA